AUGCCACUACAGAUUCUUGCUCUGCAUGUAAAGGAAUGCAACACUGCUGAAUAUGAGGCGCUUUCUGACUCAGAACCAGAGCUGACUGAUUUACCUCCUGAUUCACCUGAAUUACCUCCUGUUACUGAAGAAGAGUCACCAGAGGCAAAGUGUCCUGUUUGUCAGCAAAGUUUUCCUGCGAAGGAAUUGGAGCUCCAUGCAAGUUUUUGUGGCGAUUUAGAUAGUCCAGUUGGCCUUCUAAGCCCUGAUAUAAUGGAGUCACAAAAAGAAGAAAUGUCAUGUGAAGAGGAUGUACUGCGAUGGCUUGCUGCUCAAGUUGAUACCUCCAAAGAAUUCAGUAUCUGUGUGUCUAGAAUGAACCUCUUAGAAAGAGGAAUGUCACUGUGGAAGCGACAAAAGCUUAGCUCCCCAAUCCACACUUUAAAGGUGACAUUCAUGGGAGAGGCUGGAGUCGACACAGGCGCUCUCCGUAAAGAAUUCCUGACAGAAAUGAUUAGUGCCAUAGAGACCCGGCUCUUUGAAGGAGAAAAUGGUAAAGGAAAAAUGCCUAAGUACUCACUAAAUGACCUUGACAAUGGCCUGUUUCUUGCUGGGGAAAUAUUUGCCGUAAGUCUCGCUCAAGGUGGUCCAGCUCCACGAUUUCUACAGGAGUGGUGUUACAAUUACCUGUUAAGUGGAAACCUUGAAAACAUCAUGGUGGAUAAUGUUAAUGACAUGGAAUUUUCACCACUGAUUAAAAUGAUCGAGGAGACUUCAGACCUGUUGAAUUACUGUGAGCAAAUUACGAGCUGUGGCUACACUGGCCCUAUAAAUGACCAAAACAAGGAGAAUAUAAAGAGGGCAAUUGCAAUGCAUGCCGCUGCUCGAAGAACUCUAAUGCUUCAGCAGCUCCGUGAGGGCCUUCAACUUUACCGUCUAGUGGACAUCAUGGAGAAGAACAAAGAAGUGUGCCGUGGCCUCUUUGUUUUUGAAGGUGGCAAUGAUCAGGUGGACUCUGAUUACAUUGUGUCACAUCUUGACCCACAAAUGAGUGAGAGUGGCACUCUAAAGCACAGCAAAGAAAUUCAAAUCUUGAAUAACUUCCAAGAUUUUUUAAUGGAACUUGAAGAUGGAGAUUCUGAGGAUGAGGAGGCACUUUCUGUGUCAAAAGUAAUGCAGUGGCUGUCUGGUCAAGCACAUCUGCUCCUUUCAGAGAGACAAGCUUUUAAAAUCACAGUUCUAUUUGACCAUACAUGCAUGGAACUUUAA
Molecule: messenger RNA, 1248 nt
Organism: Rhinichthys klamathensis goyatoka
Lineage: Eukaryota; Metazoa; Chordata; Actinopteri; Cypriniformes; Leuciscidae
Exons: 12
Coding region: 1-1248 (415 amino acids)
Molecular function (GO): ubiquitin-protein transferase activity
Source: RefSeq, a predicted model, not a curated record